AUGACUCCGCUUGAUAUGGCGAGUCGCUCGGGGCCCGCCAUGACGACUCUUGCGCGACGUGCGGCCCGAGCCACCUCCGCUUCCGGAGCCCUACCGGCUGCGUUUUCCGCCUCGCCAGCCCUCGCUGCUCGACGACGGCUCUUCUCCAGCGCCCACUCCCUUCCGCCUGCCUACGAGAAGCUCUCUGCCAAGUACGCCCAGGUGCGCAAAGUUCUCGGCUCCCAGCGCCUCACCCUCGCCGAGAAGAUCCUCUACAGCCACCUCGACAAUGUCGACGAGUCCCUCCUGUCCAACACGUCCGACGGCCGCGACAUUCGCGGCAAGGCCAACCUGCGCCUCAAGCCGGACCGCGUCAACAUGCAGGACGCCUCUGCCCAGAUGGCUCUCCUGCAGUUCAUGUCGUGCAAUCUCGAGCGGCCCGCCAUCCCCGCCAGCAUCCACUGCGACCACCUGAUUGUGGGAUCCAGGGGAGCCGACAACGACCUCGAGGCGGGCAUUGCCGCAAACAAGGAGGUGUUUGACUUUCUGGAGUCAGCCGCCAAAAAGUACGGCAUGGACUUUUGGCCCCCCGGCGCCGGAAUCAUCCACCAGACCGUGCUGGAGAACUACGCCUUGCCCGGGUUGAUGAUGCUCGGUACGGACAGCCAUUCGCCCAACGCCGGUGGGCUGUGCACCGUCACCAUCGGCGUGGGCGGCGCCGACGCCGUCGAGGCUUUGGUCGGGGCCCCGUGGGAGCUCAAGGCCCCCAAGGUUCUGGGCGUCGAGCUGACCGGCAGCCUGAGCGGCUGGGCCUCCCCCAAGGACGUCAUCCUGCGCCUGGCUGGCGAGCUGACGGUCCGCGGAGGAACCGGCUACGUGGUCGAGUACUUUGGCCCGGGCGUCGAAACCCUCAGCCUCACCGGCAUGUCCACGAUUUGCAACAUGGGCGCCGAGGUUGGCGCCACCACGAGCAUCUUCCCCUACACCGAGGCCUCGGCGCGCUACCUGCAGGCCACUCGUCGCGCGCAGGCCGUCGCCGACGUCGAGGCGCUGCAGAGCUUCCCAGGCGGCGGGGCGUCGUCGUCGUCGUCGUCGUCGUCGGGGCCCAACGACGCGCGCCUCGAGCUCAAGGCCGACGCCGGCGCCGAGUACGACCGCGUCAUCCGCAUCAACCUCUCGGAGCUGGAGCCGCACAUCAACGGACCCUUCACGCCGGACCUGGCCACCCCGCUGAGCCGGUUCAAGAGCGCCGUCAGGGACCAGCAGUGGCCCGAGAAGCUGUCGGCCGGCCUGAUCGGCAGCUGCACCAACAGCUCCUACGAGGACAUGACUCGCGUCGAGUCCCUCGUCAAGGAGGCGGCCGAGGCCGGCCUCAAGCCCGUCGCCGACUUCUACAUCACGCCCGGCAGCGAGCAGAUCCGCGCCACGCUGGAGCGCGACGGCACCCUGCGGACGCUGCAGCAGGCCGGCGGCAUCCUGCUCUCCAACGCCUGCGGACCCUGCAUCGGCCAGUGGCGGCGGCAGGACGGCGUCGACAAGGGCACCCCCAACGCCAUACUCUCCUCGUACAACCGCAACUUCCGCGGCCGCAACGACGGCAACCCCGAGACCAUGAACUUCCUCGCCUCGCCCGAGAUCGUCACGGCCAUGGCCUACGCCGGCUCGUGCGCCUUCAACCCCGUCACCGACGCCCUCAAGACCCCCUCGGGCGACGACUUCCGGUUCUCCCCGCCGCGCGGCCUCGAGGGGCCCCCGGCGCCCUUCGAGCCCGGCGUCCCCUCGCUCGGCGUGGCGUCCCGGCCCGCCGACCCGUCGGUGCGCGUCGCCAUCUCGCCGUCCUCGGAGCGCCUCGCCCCGCUCGAGCCCUUUGCCCCGUUCCCCGCGGCCGACCUCGCCGGGCUGCGCGUCCUCGUCAAGGUCGCCGGCAAGUGCACCACCGACACCAUCUCCGCCGCCGGCCCCUGGCUCAAGUACAAGGGCCACCUGCCCAACAUCUCCCGCAACACGCUCAACACGGCCGUCAACGCCCAGACGGGCGAGGUCAACGCCGCCUACGACCUCGACGGCUCCCGGCACACCAUCCCCGAGCUCGCCCAGCGCUGGAAGGCCCGCGGCCAGGAGUGGCUCGUCGUCGCCGAGCACAACUACGGCGAGGGCUCCGCGCGCGAGCACGCCGCCCUGCAGCCGCGCCACCUCGGCGCCCGCGUCGUCCUCGCCAAGUCCUUUGCCCGCAUCCACGAGACCAACCUCAAGAAGCAGGGCGUCGUGCCCCUGACCUUUGCCGACGAGUCCGACUACGACGCCAUCGCCGCCGGCGACCAGGUCCGCACCAUCGGCCUGCACGACAUGCUGCGCAACCAGGGCAACGGCGCCGUCCACCUCAAGGUGACCAAGUCGACGGGCCAGGAGAUUGUCAUUGCCACAAGCCAUGCCGUCACCAAGGACCAGGCGGGCUUCAUCCUGGCCGGCAGCGCUCUCAACCUGUUAUCCAAGCGCGUCUAA
This is a messenger RNA of Ustilaginoidea virens, 2481 nucleotides long. RefSeq lists its product as uncharacterized. The record is from RefSeq and is a predicted model, not a curated record. Gene Ontology annotation, biological process: tricarboxylic acid cycle. Gene Ontology annotation, molecular function: aconitate hydratase activity; 4 iron, 4 sulfur cluster binding. Gene Ontology annotation, cellular component: cytosol; mitochondrion. Lineage: Eukaryota; Fungi; Ascomycota; Sordariomycetes; Hypocreales; Clavicipitaceae. The transcript has 2 exons. Bases 1 to 2481 code for a protein of 826 amino acids.